UUAAGCCUCGGUCCUGAUCCGUUUCAGUUGGCUGUGUGUUAUUUUGUGUGCCGUGGACAUACGCGCGGUACGCUUCAUAGAUGUGACCUUGAAAAGAAGUGACAGUGCGUGUCUCUGACCUUGAUACGGGGUUCACCAAGUUCCCCGAUGGCAGCGCGAGUACCGCUACCAGCCGCGACGACAGCUGAUCGACCACCGGCCAAGUGGAAUUCCAGCGGAGGAUGUGCACCGACCGGAUUGCGUCACCGAGCAUAAUCAGAAGGCAAACAGAGGAAAGAAGAAUUGAAGAAUGAACAUCGAGUGGAGAAAAAUCGAAGAAACGGGAGCCAGUUUGGCUCAAAUGUGCCUAUACAUUGAGGAUGGACACCAGUGAAUCAAGAACAGAUGCGCCAACACGAGUUGUCAGACGUUCGCAGAGCAUGAAGAGGAGAAGAUUCGCCUGACUUCGUAGAUCCGUUCGGUGCUAGUUUAAAGAAUGGAGGAGUCCUCACCAAGGAUUCGUUCCUAUCUGGAAUGCUGGGACCAGAACGAAGACAAGUAUUCGGUGGCGAACAGCCAAGCACCGUUGCAGGCCGGCGAGGACGAACACCCGGAACGCGGUACAUGGACAGGGAAAUUCGACUUUCUGUUGUCCCUUCUGGGAUACAGCGUCGGCCUUGGCAAUGUUUGGCGGUUCCCAUAUCUCUGCUACUCGAACGGAGGUGGUGCUUUUCUAAUACCGUUCACGGUGAUGCUCAUUAUCGCUGGAUUGCCCCUCAUGUUCAUGGAGCUUUCCUUAGGGCAGUACGCGAGCCUUGGCCCAGUGGCAGCUUACGAACGCUUCUGCCCCCUCCUGCGCGGCUUGGGAUAUGGAAUGGUGUUGGUCAGCUCCGUGGUGAUGCUCUAUUACAACCUGAUCAUCGCCUGGACCCUUUAUUACAUCUUUGUCUCAGUGGCGGGAGCUGGUAAUCUGCCUUGGAGCAAGUGCGACCCGGAAUGGAGCACGGAAGAUUGCUUCAUGCCAGAAGCUGCCAAAGCGUGCAUGUCUCAAAACAUGAGCUAUUACAAAGGGAGGUGUUUAAAUUCCACACAGAUGGCCUCUAUGAGCCUGACUAUCGAAAACAUCACUAACGCCAUUAGAAGACCACCAGCUGAGGAAUACUUCAAUAAUCACGUAUUGGGGAUAAGUAGUGGUAUCGAGGAUACAAGCUCCAUUCGACGCGCGAUGGCAGUGAAUCUCCUGCUAGCGUGGAUUAUCGUCUUCCUCUGUCUGAGCAAAGGUGUUCAAAGUUCAGGAAAGGUUGUCUAUUUCACUGCUCUCUUCCCAUACGUCGUUUUGAUCGCUCUUUUCAUUCGGGGCAUUUUGCUUCCCGGCGCCAACGAGGGCAUUCUCUUUUAUCUGACGCCCGAUUGGAAAAGGCUAAUGUCCGCGAAAGUGUGGGGUGACGCCGCUGUGCAGAUCUUCUUCGCCCUGAGCCCUGCUUGGGGCGGUCUGAUAACGCUCAGCUCUUACAACAAAUUCACCAACAAUUGCUACAAGGACUCGUUGAUCGUCGCUGUCAGCAAUAUCGGCACGUCCUUCUUUGCUGGCUUCGUAAUUUUCUCUGUGAUCGGGUUCCUGGCCCACGAGCUCAAUGUCCCGGUUGCGUCUGUGGUCGAUCAGGGUGCAGGACUGGCGUUCAUAGUCUAUCCUGAGGUAGUAGCUCGUUUAUCAGUCGCACCGUUCUGGUCUCUACUCUUCUUCGCGAUGCUCCUCACAUUGGGCCUUGACUCUCAGUUUGCAUUGAUGGAAACCGUCACCACAGCGAUCCUCGACGCCUUUCCAGCAUUGAGAAAUUAUAAAUUAUGGGUUGUCCUAGCAGCAGCUGUGUUGGGUUAUGCCGGUGGAAUCAUUUUCACUACCAAUGCUGGUAUGUACUGGCUGCAGCUGAUGGACAAAUACGCAGCGAAUUGGUCGGUGCUGCUUAUCGCCAUAGGCGAGUGUAUCUUGGUCGCUUGGAUCUAUGGUGCGGAUCGAUUCCUCGACGACGUGCAGUUAAUGAUCGGUCCACGCAGCCGUCUGUGGAGGUUUUUCUGGACCUGGAUGUGGAAAGUGAUUACACCAGCAACACUUUUCUUCAUUCUGUUCUUUAAUUGGGUCGAGUAUGAACCUCUUAAAUACGGUGCCUACAUUUAUCCAAAAUGGGCAGACGUCAUUGGAUGGGUCGUUGGUAUGAUGCCUGUUUUGGUCAUCGUUGGCUUGGCCCUCCAUCAGUUGAGGGACAGACGUCGCCGUUCAACGUACGAUGAUGAUGACGAUGACGACGACGAUCUGGACAGCAGGCCAUCGUACCAGAGACCUGGCAAAGGAAAAACGAAGAGGAUGAAGAGCGUAUGGUGUCGUGCCAAGAUGCUUUUGCAGCCAACUUCUGAUUGGGGUCCCGCGGCCAGAACUCCGUCGAGAACGCUCACCCACACUCCGUCGCCAGGUCCAUCGGGAGGGUACAACUCCGUAAGAGACACCAUAGUCCUGGUGAACGGUCAACCAAUGAUGGUGCAACCCUCGAGCACGUCUGGAACAGCUCAGAAACUUCCUGGACCGUCGAUCCUCAAGAAUUGUAGUAAAACCGACUUUAUCACAUCCCAACAAGUCUGACACGAUGUUCAUUUUAUCGCUAAAGACGAAUCUGCCCAGAGGUCUAUUGCCAAAGAUACAACGCGCUAAUAACAGGUAGGGGAAAGUAGGGUAAAACCAGGUGCCUAAUAUAUUUCUCCUGCUAGCAAACUAAAUGACAGGAAAGACUUUGGACACCGCCAGAAAUCUUAAUUAAACCUUACAUAAUGAGAAAAUGACAAUCUUCUGUUAAAAAUAUUAUUUGGUUCGAAGGGAAAUAAGAUUUUUGGAAGAUGCUGAAUCAGUCAGUUUUACUCUGAAAGUAAAGGUAAAACCGGGUA
Messenger RNA from Eufriesea mexicana, 2913 nucleotides. Its product is annotated as sodium- and chloride-dependent glycine transporter 1-like. Gene Ontology annotation, cellular component: plasma membrane. Gene Ontology annotation, biological process: amino acid transport; nitrogen compound transport; sodium ion transmembrane transport. Gene Ontology annotation, molecular function: glycine:sodium symporter activity. Lineage: Eukaryota; Metazoa; Arthropoda; Insecta; Hymenoptera; Apidae. The record is from RefSeq and is a predicted model, not a curated record.